CUUAAAUUGAGAAAAUACCUUAUUAAAAAUAACCAUUUUAGGAUUAUUUCUGUAAAGUACAAUACAUCUUUUCUUUUCACCUCCACGCCUUGUAUCGAAGAGCAAAGGAGAAGACGCCGUUGGCUGCGUUAAUGCAAUGGCAGUUUAGAAAGAGAGAAAUUUAAAAAGAACAAGCAACAGGCAACAGCUAGCUCCAGCACCAAUAACUUCUAUAUUGCCAGACACAUAGUUUUCAGGUUCCAGCCACCGUUAUCGAGAGAGCAUACUUCUUGGUCAAAUUUUUCUCUUAAUUUUGUGGUGGCAUGAGGUCAUCAUCCUCAAAGCAAGGGGCUGACAACAAACAUGGUAUUAGUGGCCACGUGCGCACUCUUCAUCAGCGCCUUCACCAUGCUCUUGGUCUUGGAUUACAUGAUGAUAAAGGGCGGAAUUGGAAUUUUACAGACUUCAAUAAACAAAGACUUGUAAUCCAUUCCAUUGAUGCAUUUCUUGAUAAUUUAUCCUUGGAGGCUCUAAAGCACCCCCUUGUAAAGGAUUCAGUUCCAAAUAUGGUUGGAGCAUUGGGAAGUAUUCUUGAGUCAGAAAGUGAAGUUAUUUUGAUUUCGGCCACAAAAGUUGCUAUAAAGAUUGCCAGUAGUUUACCAUGUUCGGUGCUGAGAUCUCACUCAUCCAGUCUUGUUAUUCCCUUAUCAUCCUUGUUAUCUUCCCACCAGUCACAGGUUUCUGUAUCAUCUGCCACUGCCUUAAAAUCCAUUCUAUCAAAUCUGAGUACCAAAAGAGAGAAUGAAGUUUGGGAGAUUCUGAAACAAAAAAAUGUGGUUGCUGAGAUUCUUCAAAAUCUAAAUGAAUUUUCAUCAGGCAACAAGUCAAAUGAGUUCUUUCAAGAGAUGGCUUCUCUUUUGAGUAAAAUACUCCAGAUGUGGCCACCUUCUAGGCUCUGUGUUUAUACUGAUACCAAGCUGCUGAAUUAUCUGGAUACUCUUACACUCAGUCCCAUGUUCUCCAUACAAUCUUCUCUACUACAUAUCUAUUCUGCUAUAGCUUUAUGCCGCAAUGGAGCUAAGACAAUCUUAGACAAUGGGGACAAUCUUCUUAAAAUGAUGGUGGAUAGCAUGGACAUUUCGAAACCCUAUUCAGUUCAAAUGGGAGCAUUAAAUCUGGCUCAGUGUCUGAUGAUGUGUGAAGAAGAAUGCUCAACAAUUAUUAAAAUAUGUGGUGAGUCGAUUGUGAAAGCCAUAAUGACUGGAAUGGGCUAUUUGAGUAGAGGUAAAAACUUUUAUACAGAGCACAUGCCAAGACUAGUGGAGUCUUGCAGUUUAGCUCUGAUUACACGUUGGGCUGGGGAACAUCAUCAUUACUUUUGUAAAGCAGGAAUUGGUGGAGUCCUCCUAAAUCUUUUCAUGGGCAAUUUUCCCGAAGACAACAAUUGUUUACAUUCCUUGCCUCUACAAGAAAAAAUUGUCAUAAUACAAUCACACGAGGGUCUCCAAACAAAUUUUUGUCUACCUUUAAGACCAUAUAUUUGGGAUAUUCUUGGACAUCUUGCAACACAUUCCACCAAUGAUUGCAAUCCAAUGAUGCAUGGGCAUGAGGCAUGCUUGAAUACACUCGUAGUGUGUGCAUGCUUAGGCUUUGUGGACUCAAUGAGUGUCACACAUCAGACUGGUGAAGAUAAUAAUGCACAUGAAUCAGUGUCUAGAGCAGUUCUUAAGAUGAUUUAUUCUCCCUGGAAGCAUCUUGCAUUCCAAACAAGACACAUACUCUCUGAAGUUCUGAAAUCCAAUGGAAAGAAUUAUGUCAGGCGUCUCUUGAGUACUUUAAGAAUCACAUCUUCUGGCACCAAGAUUGGAAUGCCUUCAAAUCUUCAAAUUCUGAUAAGCUUGAUGGGUUUGACAUGUUAUUCAGCUCUGCCAAACUAUAAGAACAAUGUUAUUGAUAAUCAAGGAGUAACAGAUUUGUUGGCUUUCAUAAGAUGGUGGCUAGUCAAUCCUCUACCCGUGAAAAGGAUGCAUCUAGCUCCACAUACACAGAAUAUAUUUUGUGUGAGAGCCUGUUGCUGGGGACAUUUGGCUGAAUGGGAAGGAGAAGACAUGCUCUUACUUUUGGGUCUUUGGUGUCUUGCCGAGUUAGUAGUGCACUCUGGUUCACACGAUGAUGAUCAUGCUGUUAUGUCCAAACAUCUGGAGGGUGGCAAUGAUGCACUGUUCAUAGAGGAACUUCAACAGAUAUGUUACCAAAAUUUGUAUCCUGGACCAAGAUGGUAUGCUUCAUACAUUCUUUGGCAUCUUGGAUUGUAUGGAUUCGCUAAUAGGUUUGGACAAAGGAUCUGUAAAGCACUUAAUGAGGAUAUAAUGCCUGAUUUAGAACUUAUCCAUGGGAAUCAGGGAUCCUUUUUUGUUCAUAGUGUUAUUCUUUCAGUUAGAUGCCCGUCAUUGUUGCCAUCCAAAGAAGCCCUUAAAGAGAAGCCACAGUUUGGCUCUCUUUCGAAGUGUGAUGUGGAGACACAUAAGAGGUCAAUGAGCAAAGUUCAGCUCUCCCCUCAUGCUGAUCAUCAGAUAUUAGCAAAGUUGUUAGAGUACGUGUACUCUGGAUACUUUCAAGCUGGUGAAGACCUGAUAAAGAAGUUGAGAGUGUAUGCCAAACGUUGCAAUCUUCAUUCUCUUCUGCAUAUGCUUUAUAGGAGGCGACCAAAAUGGGGCGAACCUUUUCCAACGUUUGAUCUUACUUGUGCUCUUGGGUCAACCGGAUAUCAUUUCUCAGAUAUCAUUUUAGAAGCUAAAGCAGCCAACUUUGCCGGAUGGAGAUGCAGUUUUUGUUGCUCAUUAGUUCCACACUAUCAUCUUCACAAAGUUAUACUGUGUUCAAGCUCUGAUUACCUACAAGCACUAUUCAGUUCAGGAAUGCAAGAAAGCCAUUUACAGACACUGAAAGUACCCGUGAACUGGGAGUGUUUAGUGAAGCUAGUGAACUGGUUCUACUCAGGUGAGUUGCCUGGACCCAUGUCCGGGUGCCUUUGGGAUAGUUUGGACACUGAUGCGAAGCUAGAAGAAGUUAGGCCAUAUGUGGAGCUAUGCUGGCUCACAGAGUUCUGGCUCAUAAGCAAUGGCUUACACGAGGAUUGCUUCGGAGCGGUUUUGUCAUGUUUAGAUUCGUGUCAAGACUUGUCAAUCAAAAUCAUGCAAAUUGCGGCCGAGCAUUCUCAGUGGAAGCUAGUUGGAGUUGCCACAGAGUAUGCUGCACCCUUGUAUCACCUCAAGCGUAGUUCCGGUGAGCUAGAUGCUUUGGAGGAGAAUCUUGUGGAAAUGAUCCGAGCUGCUUCUGUUCAACUUUCCCAAGAAAAGCUAUAAUAUUGGUGCUGUGUUUGGAUUUGCCAGGAGAAGAAGCAUUUUGACACAACUGUACAGCUAAAUCAUACUGUAGUAUAUAGGUACAGAAGACUGAUUUUUUUAGUCAUCCUGUUGUGCAGUGAUUGAGCAGGAGUUAUACUCCAUAUAGCAUAUGGGGUUUAACAUUUUGAACAUACAGAGAACUUUUUUUUGUAUGGGUAUAGGAUUUUUUUUCAUUUCUUUUACUCCAUCCACCCCUAAAUAAAUUAUAUAUUACACAAAAUGAAGUAAUGUCCCAUGU
Messenger RNA from Cuscuta campestris, 3624 nucleotides. NCBI's taxonomy places the organism in Eukaryota, Viridiplantae, Streptophyta, Magnoliopsida, Solanales, Convolvulaceae. The record is from the annotation of a GenBank genome assembly.